Messenger RNA from Scleropages formosus (Asian bonytongue), 4410 nucleotides. RefSeq names its product crumbs cell polarity complex component 2a (gene crb2a). The coding region runs from base 1 to 4410 and encodes 1469 amino acids. Lineage: Eukaryota; Metazoa; Chordata; Actinopteri; Osteoglossiformes; Osteoglossidae. The transcript is spliced from 13 exons. The record is from RefSeq and is a predicted model, not a curated record. Gene Ontology annotation, molecular function: calcium ion binding.
AUGGGGUUCAGGACAAUGCACACCAAGUACCCGUGGACAGCCUUGCUGACUAUGAUGAUGUUCAAGUGGGGAAUAUUCUGUUCCGAGUCUUCGGACAAAUGUUUGUCAUCCCCAUGCCAGAACGGAGCCACAUGUGUGGACACCAUGGACGACUACGUCUGCUUGUGUCCCCGGGAGCCUGUGAUGUACAUGGGCAAGGACUGUGCUGAGCUGUACGACGGCUGUGCCUUCGCACCUUGCGCCAACUGCACCAGCACGCCGGGCACCCAGGAGUACCACUGCGUAUGUCUUCCGGGCUUUGCCGGAACUCACUGCUUGCUGGAUGUGGAUGAGUGUGCUAGCAGACCCUGCGAGGAGCCCCGCUCACGUUGCGUUGACCGUGUAGACGGCUACACGUGCCACUGCCCCCGAGGGCGCACCGGCGACAGCUGCCUGGACGUAUCGGAGGAGUGUGUUGACCAGCCCUGCCUGAACGGUGCUACAUGUCUGGAACAGCAUGACGGUUUCGAGUGCGAGUGCCCCCCUGGCUAUGGCGGCAUCCGCUGCCAUGAGGACGUAGACGAGUGCCAAUCACGGCCUUGCCGGAACGGCGCCAUCUGCCAGGACGCAAUCAAUGCCUACCGCUGCUUCUGUGUGCCUGGGUUCCAGGGGUACAACUGCGAGAUCGACAUCAAUGAGUGUGCGUCGCGGCCCUGCAAGAACAACGGCUCCUGCAUCAACGGCAAGGACCGCUACGCAUGUGUCUGCCAACCGGGGUACACAGGUAUGAACUGUGAGCUGGAAAUCGACGAGUGUAGUUCCAGCCCCUGCCAGAACGGCGCCACCUGCCAGGACCACCUGGACCUGUACAUCUGCACCUGUCUCCCCGGGUACGAGGGUGUGGACUGCGAGGUUGAUGUGGACGAGUGUGCCAGCAAGCCCUGCCUCAACCACGGCACCUGUGUUGACUGGGUGGACAGUUACGAGUGUGACUGCAGUGACACAGGAUUCACGGGCCCCCAAUGCGAGGAGGAUAUCCCUGAGUGCGCCUCAAACCCGUGCCAGCACAACAGCACCUGCGAAGAGGGAGUUAACCAGUACCGCUGCCAGUGCUGGCCAGGUUAUGAGGGCAAACACUGCGAGGUGGACAUCGAUGAGUGCGCUGAGGAGCCGUGUGAGAAUGGGGGCGAGUGUUUCCAGUGGUCACACAAGGCCCAGUACAGUACACUGCUGGGGAGAGACCGGGAGUUCAGCUACGCUGAUGCAGCAGGAUACCUGUGUCGGUGUCAACCUGGCUUCACAGGAGAAAACUGCUCGGUGGACAUCGACGAGUGUGUGUCACAGCCAUGCCAUAAUGGGGGAACAUGCGAGGAUCUGGUGAACGGAUAUGCCUGUGUGUGCCAACCAGGAUUCACAGACACAGAUUGCCAGGUGAACAUCGACGAAUGUGAAGGCCACCCCUGCCAGAACAGGGCUAUAUGUAAGGAUGCUGUUGCAGACUACAUCUGCCACUGCCCUGAGGCCCUGCCUGGGGACACGUACUGGGGUGGCCAUGACUGCGACAUCCCCCUGAUGGGCUGUGUGGGGCACCAGUGCGAGAACGGGGCUACUUGCCAGCCCCAACUCGAGGCAGAUGGGAAGCAUGGCUAUUCCUGUCACUGCCCACCAGGAUUCUAUGGUGACCACUGUCACACACCCACCACCUUCUCCUUCUCCACCCCGGGCUUCAUGAUCAUUAAGGUGCCCCUCACCAACAGGACCCGAAGGCACCUGGCUGUUUCUCAGUCUGGCGUCCAGUUGCGCUUCCGAACCACACUGCCAAACAUGGUGGUGCUCUACAGGGGGGACGUGGAUGACUACCUCUCCCUGGAGAUUGUAGGUGGUGGUCUCCUCGCCAGGGCUGCCAUGGCAGGGGGUAAGCAGCUGGAGGUGAGCCUACCGGGGCCAGUUCAUGAUGGACGCUGGCACCAAGCCAGCGUGACCAUAGGUCAGACCCUUGUGCUGGAGCUUAGUGGGGCUGGCUGCAAGCCUGGGGACUGCAUGAUGGAGGACACCAGUGAUCUGUGGGACUCCUUCCACAUACCAUGGUCUUUCACCCAGCUGUUUGUCGGCGGUGCCCCGGCCGAGUUCCUUGGCAACACUGAGAAUGAGAUUGGCUUCAUUGGUUGCAUGGAGGACCUGUUGGUGGACUCAUUGCCCAUAUUGCCUCAGAGCCUCUCGCAGGACAAAGCCUGGGACAUGGAGCUAGGCUGCAGCAAGACAGAGUGGUGUCAGCUGGAUCCCUGCUCUGGCCAUGGUCACUGUGUGGAUCUUUGGACCACCUUCUUCUGUGAGUGCUACCGCCCGUUCCAUGGGGAAAGCUGCUCAGAGGAGUACCGAUCAUGGACGUUCAGCCACGAGGACACUGUGAGCUAUGUGUCCUACACUGUCAGGAAGAGCCACGGCUCCAACUUCACCAUCUCGCUGUUCUUGCGCUCGCUGAAGCAGGAUGGCCUGGUCUUCCAGCUGAGACAUGAGGAUGAAGCCUACCUGACGGUAUACCUGAAAAUGGGGCAGGUAUCUAUAGAUACUUUGUCUGCUCCACCUGUUGCUGCUCCUGUCUUCGUGACCACUGGGGAGAGACAACUGCUUGAGGUCGAGUUCCACCAGGGCCAAGUCUUCUUCAGUCAGGGUGGCAUCCUGCACUACCAGUUGGAUGACAUCCCUGUGGUGUUUGUUGAAGCAGGGGAUAUUGCCUACGUAGGAGGCUUGCCCCCAGGCGAAGAUGUCGAAGCCUGGGGUGGCAGCUUCAAAGGUUGCCUGCAGGAUGUGCGGCUGGACAAUGUGCGGUUGGACAUUGACCCAUGGAACAGCACGCUCAACCCCACCGAUGAGGAGUCUUACCUACCACACGACAUUGAUAACGUGGAGCCGGGAUGCGUCACUGACGACACCUGUCAGGCGGAGCCAUGUCUCAACGGAGGCAAGUGCACCGUCACCUGGAACAACUUUGUGUGCUUCUGUACUGUCAACUUCACGGGCAGGACCUGUGAGACACGCAUGUGGUGUCCAAGCAAACCCUGUGCUAAGGGGGGCCACUGCAUGGACCUGCCUGGUGGAUAUGAGUGCAUUACUGAAGCCACAUUUGAAAACAACAACUUGCAGUACACUGCGAAGGGCUCCCUUGUCUCCCCGGUGACCGGUAUGGCCAUGGCAUUGAGGACACGGGCAGAGAAUGGCCUUCUGCUGGAGGCAUCUAGUGGGGAAGAGUUCCUCCGCCUGAGCCUACUCAAUGGCUACCUGCUGAUGGAGAUGUACAGCAGGACGAACAAGGAAGUGUUUUCGCUCGCUGGUGAGACUGCUGUUGCUGAUGGCCACUGGCACCAGGUGCAUAUCUCCGCAAUGGACCCUCAACAGGAGACCUCUGUUUGGGCAAUCACCCUGGACAGCAGGACUAAGGCCUCUAGGACACAUGCCUCCACUAACCUAAACUUCCUUAACGAGUCGAAGGUGUCGCUAGCCCAGAGCUUCACUGGCUGCCUUGGGGAGGUGAGGAUUGGUGAUGUCUACCUACCUUUUGUGGAUGACCUCAACCCUCCACAGAGGUCCCGGUUCUUCAGACAGGGAGGAGUCGAUGCUCAGGUUGGAUGCAUAAGCCCACCUGUGUGCUUGUCGCAGCCCUGCCUGAACCAUGGCACAUGUGAAGACAUGUUUGGACUGUUCAGGUGCAUCUGCGCUCCAGGAUGGGAUGGAAAGUAUUGCCAGGACAACAUGGACGACUGUGCCUCAACGCCCUGCAUCCACGGCAGCUGUUAUGACCUGCUGGCAGACUACGAGUGCGAGUGCCUCCCAGGAUAUGGUGGUAAGGCCUGCGAAGAGGAUGUGGAUGACUGCCAGGGCCACGGGUGUCAAAACGGUGGUUCCUGCGUGGACGGACUGGACAGCUACACUUGCAUCUGCCCUCCAGACUUCAGUGGUCCUCUGUGUCAGUGGAGGUUCCCGCCACUGCAAUGCAAGACAGAUGUAAACUGUGUACAUGGCAUAUGCCAUGAUGAGCCCUGGGGGGCCAGGUGCACCUGCAAGGCUGGUUACACUGGAGACAGAUGCCAAGCGGAGAUAAACGAGUGUGAGUCCAACCCCUGCCAGCACGGGGGGUCCUGCUUAGAUCGGAUCAACAGGUUCCAGUGCGUGUGCCUUCCUGGCUUCAUGGGCUCACAGUGUGAGAGCAGUAGGCAGGAGCAGAAGGAGCGAGUGCCCUGGAUGGUAGUAGUUGUCCCGCUGGUAAGCUUCUGCGUGCUGUUGGGUGCCAUCGGCCUGGCCUACAUCAUGCUGACAGCGCGCAGAAAGCGCCAGUCAGAGGGCAUCUACAGCCCCAGCCAGCAGGAGGUGGCGGGAGCACGCCUGGAGAUGGAAAGCAUGCUCAAGGUGCCCCCAGAGGAACGGCUCAUCUGA